This is a messenger RNA of Dacryopinax primogenitus, 1457 nucleotides long. RefSeq lists its product as uncharacterized. Bases 24 to 1457 code for a protein of 477 amino acids. The record is from RefSeq and is a predicted model, not a curated record. NCBI's taxonomy places the organism in Eukaryota, Fungi, Basidiomycota, Dacrymycetes, Dacrymycetales, Dacrymycetaceae. The transcript has 6 exons.
GGCCCCGCUCCCCUCUCCUUUCAAUGAGACGUGCGAUCAUUGUAUUCAACUCCUGUCAAAGUUCCGCCCAAGGAGGCGCAAACAUGGAUAAUAUACCUGAAGAAAGAUCAAAGGAGAUCCUUGCGGCAAAUGAACAUGCUGAACCGCUCGCCGAUCCUCGACGACUCAUAGUCUGUUUCGACGGCACGAGUGACUUAUUCGAUGCGGAUAACACUAACGUCGUACGGUUUGUUUCGUACCUCAAGAAGGAGGACAUGAGUAAGCAGCAAGUCUACUAUCAGUACUCCCAGACGGGCAUAGGGACUUACAUCAACCCUGGCAUGUUGAUGCCCUUGACGGUCAAGUUUCUCGAACUAGCGGACGAGGUAGUGGCUUGGAAUCUCUCUGAUCACAUCAUGGGCGGAUACCGAUUUCUGAUGGCGAACUGGACACCAGGGACCAAGAUCUCCAUCUUCGGUUUCUCUCGAGGUGCAUAUACUGCGCGGGCUCUGGCAGGCAUGCUUCACAAGGUCGGACUCCUGUCGCGCGGCAAUGACGAGCAAAUUCCCUUUGCAUACAAGAUCUACGCCAAAGACACUGUAGAAGGAUGGCAAAUGAGCGCCGCCUUCCAGCGUACCUUUUGCCACGAAGUGACCAUCGAUUUUCUGGGUGUCUGGGAUACAGUCUCAUCAAUCGGCUUGUUCACGAUUCAUGAUCUGCCGUUCAGCGCUUCGAAUCACCAAAUCCGCGUAUUCCGGCACGCGGUUUCACUUGACGAACGUCGAUGCAAGUUUAAGGCUAACCUCUGGCACCAUUCUACUGGCCCUCCUGAUUUGGAUCUGAAUGCGGGCGAGAUUUCCUCCACAUGGACGAGGUUCAUACGUGGUCGUAAUGGGAAGGUUCAGACGAAUCAAGAGGAUGGCAUAGACGGUCCCGGAAUCUCCGCAUAUCCCUUCACUACCGAUGUAGAGGAGAUUUGGUUUGCGGGGGGGCAUGGAGAUGUCGGCGGCGGAAACUGCGAUAACUCCGUCCAAUCCAGUUCAAAUCGUAUUCCAUUGGUGUGGAUGAUCCGAGAAGUUGUUCUCGCCAACACAGCCAUCCUGUUUGACGAAGAAGCCUUGGAGGCCGAUGGCAUUGUGCUUCCGGUCGUGCGCCAACCCAAGGAUGCAUCCAUGCCCGACAACCGGGUCUCAACCCUCGAUCUGCGGUACAAUGACGAUGUUCUGUCGACGAUCACAGACCAGCUCAAAGCUGUGUGGGCGUGGUGGAUGCUGGAGGUUUUGCCGUUCACGUAUCGUGUUCGUACAGAGAAGAACGGGCGAGACUCUUGGAGGCUCGCAUUCUGGCCCAAUUUCGGCAGGCCGCGAGCAACCCCUGAUGGUCGCAUGAAGGUGCACGUGUCCGUGCAUGAGAGGAUGCAGCGAACCAACUACACACCAAAGGUGCGGUGGCACGAGGAGCCUAUGUGGAUCGAAUGA